ACCGAACGGUCAUCAAGAACAACAAAAAAAAAACCAAAUACACAAGACACAAAAAGCAGACACACACACACUUUUUUUGUAUACGCGAAAUAAGUGCAUAUUUUUAGAAUUUUUUUGCCUAAAAGAAUUUUUUAAAAAAAUUUUAUUUUUCAAAAUUAUGUGCAAAUUCAGAGCAAAUAUUUAUAUAAUUUUAUAGUAGUAACCAGUAAAGUUAAAACGAAACUCUUUAAAAGUAAAUGUUUAAAUAAUUUUUAAAAUAAAAAUCAACCAAUGAAAGUGAACUAAUUGUGGUGAAAAGAAAAAUGCCCAGGGGAUCGCAGAAAUAUAGCAAGAGUUUAAUAUUUAUAUUGCUGUUGAUAUUUCUAGCAUUUUUGCCACCUUCUCAUGAACUAUCGUUCGGUUGGGGUGGUGGUGGAGAUGAUAGUAAGGCAAAGGAUGUGUCUGGUGAUGCCUCAGCCAAUCUUCGAAAAAUUAGCAAGAAACAUACCCUGCAAAAGAAAUUCAAAUUUCAUAAAAUCGAACGCAUUGAACAGCUGGAUGAUGAGGAGGAUGAUGGUGAUGUAGAAGAUGGCAAUGAUGACACUAAUGAGAAUCUGGCAGGCGAAGAGAUUGAUGACAAUGCCACCAACGAAAGGGCGGAUGACCAGAACGGUGAUGAAGACGACGAAGAGGAGAAUGAUUCACAGCGUGAUCGUGCUGCCUCGCUAAAUAGUGAAAACAACGAUGACGAAGAAGAGGAAUUUCAAUUUAAAAGGGCUCGCAAAGCAGAGAAAAAAAUUACUACUACUAGACUGUCUGAGGAAACGUCUAGCACAGAGAAAUCAAAAUCAUUUUUUGGUAACAUCUUUGGUGGCCUGUUUGGUGGUGGUAGUGACGAAGCAGCAGAAAGUGUUAAAAGUAGUAGAAAGAGUUCCAAAGAAAGCAGCGAACAUCAAUCUAAAGAAGAUACUAAAUCGAAUGGCAUUAUUGAUUGGUUAAUGUGGUUGGGCGAAAGAACGGGACGUUUAAGACCAGCCACUACUGAAUCCGAAGAAGACAAUGUUUCGACGGCUGCCAGCAGUGGUGAAAAUUGGCUUGACUAUUUCAAUCGUUGGCCUUUUAAUAGUCUUUUUCCCAUAGGAAAACCACCUAAACCGAUAAGUAUGCCAAAACCGUCAACAACCAAAUCAUCGGCGAAAAAACGUUCUGAAACUAGUGCUGGUGGAGGUGGUAGUGGAGGGGAUGAUGCCAGUUACGAGGAGGCUAUGAGCCAAGAUAGCUUUGAUACACUUAUACGUAAUCUACCGAAUUUUGUUAUCAAUCCUUCGGAGGUUUCAGAUGCUGAUUGUCGUCAACAGCUUCAAAUAUUUCAACGUCAAUUAAGGGGUCACAAAGUAUGGACAUUACAAAUGUUGGACUCGACUGGAAAAGUUGGCAAUGGCUUAUUGCGUGGCAACAUCAAUCAAUUUGGAGAUUUUGAUGUGUGCACUGGUAUUAAAACGAUAGUCAAAGUUAGUACCUCCCAGCAGGUCCGUAUACGGGGUAAAUAUUGUUUGGCUCACAUAGAAACACAAGCGGGAAUAACGGAACUUAAAGUGCCAGUGCAUAUGGUACAUGGGCGUGGAUUAUUCAAUAGUCAUUUAGGAAAUCCCAGUCAUUUUAUACCCCGCUAUGGUGUUGCUAAUUGGGGUAUUUGUGUACCCAGUGGCUGUUCCGGUCAAGUGGUACAAGACAUGCUGCAGUCCAGUCUAGAAGCGUAUAACUCGACCGGCAUAGAAUUUCAUGCAGAAGUCAAUGAUAAUGAUUGCUAUGUAAAACAUAGUAAAAAAUUUAUAAAACUAAUGAAAAAAGAUAAAAAGUUUUGUGCCACACUUUUAUAUAUUUCAGGAUUGAUUUUAUUAGCUAUAGCUAGUUUAAUGUGGGAACAUUGGAGUCUAAUUAAACCUAUUUUGGAAACAAUAUUAAACAUUAUUAAAAAUUUGAUUGAAAAAAUCAAGAAAAAACUAGAAAAGUCACCCGAAGAAUCAACGGCAGAAAAAACUGAACUGAACGGUGAAGAGGCCGAAAAAGAAGAAACCGAAACAGAACCUGAAGAAACUACAAUACCAGAAGCCCCAGCAGAAGGGGAAGAAGAGUCUCCUAAGGAAAACGAAACAGAAGAGGGUGCGGAAGAAGAUCCAACAAGUGAAAAUCUUUCUCUCAAUCAAUUGGCUUUAGAAAUUUUCAAAUCUUUUUCUCCUCAACGUACUUUCACCAUUUUACUUGCCCCCGACGCGUAUGAUGUACAAUUUCCUGUCUUUCACGUGCUGAAAAUUGCCGCCACUUUUAUGUUGUAUUUGUGUUUGAAAUUCUUAAUGAUUGGCCAUAUGCCAAUAAUAAAUCGUGAUCAACUCGUGCGCACGCUAGACCAUCCCUUGAGUGUUUUGAUUCGUUCACCCAUGAUUUAUGCUGACAUUUUACUAUUAAUAAGCGGUUUCUUGUCGGCCUACCAGUUGUCUGAGGAAAUGGAACAAAAGUCAUAUAUACAUUUGUUGAAGCGUUUGGGUUCGAAACUAAGUCGAUAUUUGCCUACCGUUUAUUUGUUGAUCUGUUUUCAAACUUGGAUUUUACCUUAUUUGAGCUCGGGUCCUUUGUGGACCAAUCUCGUUGGCCAAAAUUCACGUUUAUGUGAUGAUCAGUGGUGGCGCAAUUUGUUGAGUCUGCAAAAUGCCAUCGAUUUUGAAGAAACAUGCUCACCAUCGACUAUACAACUGGCUUUAGAGGUGCAACUUUACAUAUUGGGACCGCUCAUAGUAUGGCUAUUCUACACCGACUCUGAUGCUGGUUUCUUUGUCUACGGAGCAUUACAUGCAAUGUCCGUAGCUGCUAGAUUUUCUCGAACAAAUAAAGAACAUUUAUCCAUGACAUUAUUUCAUGGUAUAAAUGUCAGCAAAUUUUAUCGCACUGCCAAUAUAUUGUAUUCAUCGCCCAUUAGUCGAGCUACCACUUAUCUUCUGGGCAUAGGCGCUGGCAUUUUCCAAAGAACCAAUCAGGGCAUUAUCGAUUUAACACCCGAAAUGAUACCAUUCGGCUGGAUUUUAGCAAGUCUUGGUAUAUUUUGGUGUUUGUGGUCACCAUCAGCUGGCAUGCGUACAGAUUUUAUUUACACAUCUUCUGAUGCUGCCUCUUACGCAUCGUGGUGUCCUCUGGUAUUUGGUUUAAGUUUAUGUUGGUUUAUAUUCAUGUUUCCGAAAAGUGAAAAUUCCAUUAUAAGAUUUCUGCUGUCAUCGAGACCCAUAUUGAUAAUAUCCAGACUAGUGUUUCCCAUGCAAUUGGUAAUGUACAUAGUGGUUUUGUAUAAUACGGCCGGAAUAAAAGAAUCUGAUAAAUUUCAUAUAAGUGAUUUGAUUAAUGUCCAGGAAAUGUUUCAAAUUUUUGUAGGCACCAUUAUAGUUUCAUUCCUUAUCGAUAUACCAUCUCAAAAUAUACGCCGUUUGCUAGUUAAUCGCAUUUUCAUUGAACGUCCCCAUCAUGAGUCUGAAGAACAAGAACCUAUUUCGGGUGCUGAUCCCUCUGAGGCUUCCGAAGAACCCAGUGAACAUGUUACCAGUGAUACACCCGAACCUCCCGACACUAUUUGGGGUUCAGAUCCUGAAGAAGAAGAACAAAAGUAUUUAACAAGACGACGUAGUUCCACAGAAGUACCGGCAAAAGAAACGACCACCACAAUAAAGGAGGAAGGAGAGGUAGAGGUGGAAGAAGAGGUGGAGGUGGUGGAAGAAGAUGAGGAGGAAGAAGAAAUCAGUGAAGCUGAGGAAGUAAAGAAACGACCUGAAACGCCCCCACCACCAUCACCACCGCCCGUAGAGAAAAAACCCGCUGAAGAGGAUUCUUUACCAUAUAGACGUCGUCGAAGACCCUUAUCAGAUGAUUAACUUUUUUUGGUUACCUUUUUCCCUUCCACAUCUAAAAAUAAAAGACAUCCAUUCAAUUCCAUAUCAUAGACCGAAGGAAAUAUAUUGACUGACCUUUCAUAUAUUAAUACAUCAAAAUUUGUACUAACCCCAGGUAAAUAUGUGUUUCUUUCAUUCCUUUUUUUUUUGUGACUAUACAUAUAUUUCAUAUGAUUUUAGGUGUCAUUUAAAUUUAGAAGAUUUUUAAAUAAACAUCUUCUUAAAUAAUCAAAUUUAAACAAAAUUAUUGGUAAAUAAUUAAAAUUUUGUAAUAACAGUAA
Calliphora vicina (urban bluebottle blowfly) is the source of this 4192-nucleotide messenger RNA. RefSeq lists its product as uncharacterized. Bases 303 to 3893 code for a protein of 1196 amino acids. The transcript has 9 exons. Lineage: Eukaryota; Metazoa; Arthropoda; Insecta; Diptera; Calliphoridae. The record is from RefSeq and is a predicted model, not a curated record.